This is a messenger RNA of Scophthalmus maximus (turbot), 2878 nucleotides long. It is a transcript of the gene scarb2c, whose product is annotated as scavenger receptor class B, member 2c. The coding region runs from base 128 to 1573 and encodes 481 amino acids. Gene Ontology annotation, molecular function: scavenger receptor activity. Lineage: Eukaryota; Metazoa; Chordata; Actinopteri; Pleuronectiformes; Scophthalmidae. Gene Ontology annotation, cellular component: lysosome; cytoplasm; membrane. The record is from RefSeq and is a predicted model, not a curated record. Gene Ontology annotation, biological process: receptor-mediated endocytosis; protein targeting to lysosome. The transcript is spliced from 12 exons.
CCGAGCCACUUCCUGGGAUCUGAAAAACAAAAACACAGUGUCAGUGGAAGCUUUCACUGGGAGCCGAACCUGUCCGUGGCCCGCCCGCCGCAGCCUCCUCCUCCUCCUCCUCAUCAUCAUCAUCAUCAUGCUGAUGAAAACAUGUUGCAUUUACUGCAUCGGAGUGUUUUCUAUGCUGUUUCUGAUCGCCGGCAUUUCUUUGGUCCUGUCCAACGUGUUUCCACGUCUCGUGCAGUCGAUGGUGAAAAGGGAAGUCGUUUUGGAGAAUGGCACAGAGGCUUUUGAGGCAUGGGAGAAUCCACCGGCACCGAUCUACAUGCAGUUUUACUUCUUCAAUCUGACCAAUCCCCUAGAGGUGCUGGAUGGGGACAGGCCGGCUGUGGUGGAGAUUGGUCCAUAUACAUACAGGGAGUACCGACCUAUGGAACAAGUGAGCUUCAAUGAUAAUGGCACUAAAGUAACAGCGGUCAACACUAAAACCUACAUAUUCCAGCGUGACAUGUCCCGCGGUCCAGAGAGUGACCUCAUCAGGACAGUCAACAUUCCUGCCCUGACGGUAAUGGAGCAAUUCAAGGACUCGUCUUUAGAGGCCAACCUGAUCUCCUCCUACAUGAGGGCCGCUGACGAAGGCCUGUUCACCACCCGCACCGUGGGCGAGCUGCUGUGGGGAUAUGAAGACGCCCUGCUCAAAGCCCUGAAAACCUUUAAGCCUGACCUGGACGAUGUUUUCGGACUCUUCUAUAAGACCAAUGCCUCCAAUGAUGGUGAAUAUCUUUUCUUCACUGGCCAGCAAAACUACAAGGACUUUGCUAGAGUGGAUACCUGGAACGGGCAAAGUUCGUUGGAUUGGUGGACAUCUGAUGAGUGCAACAUGAUCAAUGGAACCAAUGGAGCAUCUUUCCACCCAGUCAUCACGAAGAGUGAGGCUCUCUACAUGUUCACCUCUGACCUGUGCAGGUCUCUGUACGCGCUGUAUGAGAAGGAUGUGACAGUGAAGGGGCUCGCUGGGUAUCGCUUUGUUCCUCCCAGCGAGGUGUUUGCCAAUAUGACUGUGAACCCAGCAAACGCAGGCUUCUGUGUCCCUGCUGGAAAUUGCCUCGGCUCUGGCUUGCUGAAUGUCAGUCCGUGUAAACAAGGAGCUCCCAUCAUAAUGUCUUCACCACACUUCUACCAGGCAGAUGAGAAAUAUGUUAAGGAUGUAUUCGGCAUGGCGCCUAAAAAAGAGCUACACGAGACGACCAUCGAUAUCAAUCCGCUAACCGGGAUCAUUUUGCAAGCAGCAAAGCGGCUCCAGGUCAAUGUCUAUGUGGAGAAGAUUCCCACCUUCAGUCAAACAGGAAACGUGAGGACAGUGGUCUUGCCUGUGGUUUACCUAAAUGAGAGCGUCAUCAUUGACGACGUGUCAGUCGUGAAGCUGCGAACGAUUGCGGUCGAGCAGAAUGUUGUGGUGAACAUUCCGUUUAUGCUGAUUGGUCUCGGCAUAAUUCUGGGUGGAGUCUUCAUGUUCCUGAUGUGUCGACUCAAGGUUCCUGAGAGCACUGCUGCUGAGCGUCAGCCACUGCUCUCAUCGUAGCACCCAGCGCGAUGUGAAAAGAAGACGACUGCCACGAUUGCAGUGUAAUUCAACAUUUUAAAGGUUCAACGGCUCUGCAGUUUUUACCAUUAACCACCAAGCAACAGUACAGCUUCCACUGUAAACUGGAAUGCUACCACUUAAUCUGCUUUUUUUACCUAAUGGUUCUAAGAAACAAAGUGAAUUAUUUUAUGUCGUUUGUUAGAGGUUUUGAUCUAAUGUGUCAUGAUGUCGUAUCAUCCGAAUCAAAUCUCCUGCAAAAUCCAAUUUAGAUUGUAGAACCUUCUGGAGAUUCAGCUCAGAACUAAUCUAAACAUUUCUUUGAAAGAGUGGGACAAGUGUCAUUUUUAAAAAUCUGGUCCAUAUUGUUUAUGAAGUGGCUGAUAGUCAGGAUUAAUAUUGCUCUGGGGACGUUGCUGAGGCUGCUGGAAUCAGAAAUUGAAGAGACCACUUCUGAAUUGUCUAAGCAAAGUGAAAAGGAAAGUCGAGCUGUGCAAGAGGACUGCUGGCAGAAUGUGAUCUCUGUGGAGUCAGAAAAUGGUUCUCAUGAUAAUUUGAUAUUCAAGGAGUUUGAUGUUUGGAGAAUAUUUUGUUAAAAAAAAACCUCACUCAGGUGCAUCUGCAGCGCUGAAGCUAUUGUGAAUCAGAUCAGUUUCAUUUCAAAACCACGUUCUCUGUCGUAGCUUUCAGUGAAAACACAGUACUGAACAGUGCAUGUUGAAUUAAAGCCAAGUAGUAUUACUUCAACAGUAGCUGUAAAGAAAAGGUUUAUUGUGCCAACCAUGGCCCUUCUCAUCAUUCAACAGUUAACUAAUUCUAAUGUGUUGGCAUGAAUGUGUGAUUUUUAAUUCCUAAUGAUAUUAUAUCAAAGUCAGUGUAUUAACUGCUUCAUGCUAGAGACGCUACUGAUAAAUGUUUGCCCAAUAAACAAUGUUUUGUAUAUAUUUGUUAAACCACUAAGGAUGGUCUACGGUUUUAGCCCUUAAAUUCUGCACUUUAAAACAAUUUUAUCAGAUGGUUGUUACUUUGCGUAGAGUUUUAUUUGGCCAUUUCUCAACUAAGAAGAAUGUCGAUAUUAUCAUGAACCAUUUUUAACCACUGUUUCACACACAUCGCUGACGAGCUGUCUCGUGUGAAUUUUGUUGUCCGUUUUAUAUGUAAAAUAUAAUAUUGUUUGAACAACUACACCUACAUAGUUAAAUAAAUAUGUAAUCACAGUUUACAUACUCUGUCUGAAUAGGUCACAUAUAUAACAGUUUGCACAUUGUCUUGUCAUAACAUCAAUAAACUGUGUGGCUCAUGCUC